Caenorhabditis elegans is the source of this 1602-nucleotide messenger RNA. RefSeq names its product Bestrophin homolog 18 (gene best-18). The record is from RefSeq and is marked reviewed. Gene Ontology annotation, cellular component: plasma membrane. NCBI's taxonomy places the organism in Eukaryota, Metazoa, Nematoda, Chromadorea, Rhabditida, Rhabditidae. The transcript has 7 exons. Gene Ontology annotation, molecular function: chloride channel activity. Gene Ontology annotation, biological process: transmembrane transport. Bases 148 to 1518 code for a protein of 456 amino acids.
GCUUCCGAUCUUUGAUCAAAACACCGUUGGCAUUUAAUUAUCCGUCGAAUCAGCAUUCAUUUUAAAUUCAAAAUGUAAUCGGAUUUUGUUUCUCUCUCGGAAAAUACAUCGAUUUUUCUCCAUUCUUUUCAAACAGUCUCGAAUGAUAUGACUGUCAGUUACAAUCAGUCUGUGGCCACUUCAAGGCCUUGGACUUUUCUAGCCCUUAUCUUCAGAUGGCGUGGGUCUGUGUGGAGUGCAAUUUGGAUACAGUACUCCGUGUGGUUGGGAUUAUAUUUCUUGGUCUCUGCCAUAUAUCGAUUCAUCCUCUCCGCUUAUCAACAACAGAUAUUUGUUCGAUUAGUUGACUAUGUAAACUCUCGAAUGUCGUACGUUCCCUUAGAUUGGAUGCUGGGAUUCUUCAUUGCAGGUGUUCUACGAAGAUUUUGGUAUUUGUACGAUAUUAUUGGAUUUAUUGAUAAUAUUGCCUGUUCAACGGCAACCUAUAUAAGAGGAGACAGCGAACGAGCAAAACAGUAUCGCAGGAACAUUAUUCGAUAUUGUGAACUGACUCAAGUCCUAAUUUUCCGUGAUUUGUCAAUGAAAGCUCGUAAACGAUUCCCAACUUUGGAUACAGUAGCUGCAGCUGGAUUCAUGAUGCCUCAUGAAAAAGCGAAUUUCGAUCUGAUUCAGUACAAUUAUAAUAAGUAUUUUCUACCAUUCAACUGGGCAUGGGCUCUUGUGUACAAUGCACGGAAGGAAGGAUUAAUUGAAGGAGACUAUUAUGUUACAGUAAUCUCUGAAGAUAUCAAAAAGUUCCGUACAGGACUGGCUUGGGUUUGUAACUACGAUUGGGUGCCACUGCCGAUUAUCUACCCAACUAUUGUAUGUUUGGCCGUUCAUAUGUACUUUUUUGUCGGAAUUCUGGCUCGCCAAUAUGUUAAAGGCUCAGAAAUUGAUCCUGAUAUGAUAGAUCUUGUAUUCCCAUUUAUGACAAGUAUCCAAUUUGUUUUCUAUAUGGGUUGGUUGAAAGUCGGAGAAGGUCUACUGAAUCCAUGGGGUGAAGAUCCUGAUGAUUUUGAGACGAAUAUGCUGAUCGACAGAAACUUGGCGAUGGGUUUGAAAAUAGUCGACGAAGGCUAUGAUAAAACGCCAAGGCUGGAAAAAGACGCAUUCUGGGAUGACACGUGGGUUCCACUGUAUUCAGAGGCUAGUGCACAUGAAAAACGAUACCAUCAGAGGCAAGGAUCAUUGGCACAUAUCAAAAUUGGGCGAUCUGUAUCACAAGUCAGAAUGGUUCCCCGAGAUGGGCGACGAGCAAGCAUUGUUAAGGAGAGAAUUGUAAAUGUGAAACCAGGAAGUGGAAUCGGUGAUAUUCUUCGACCAUCUUCACUUCUCAACCUAAUGAAACACGCUUCCUCGUCACGCAGUUUGGAGCGGCAGAGAAGUCCCGGAAGCUUCAGAAUGGAAACUCUGACGCCUGGCUCGCCAACAAAUACACCGAUUGAACCCAUUGAUAAAAUUGAUAAGAAAAAAUAGACAUGUUCUCUUUUGGAUGCUAUCCGAUUUGUAGUACUGUAAAAUUAAUUGUAAUUAAUUCAAUAAAGAAAUUUGAAGACUCGA